Ruditapes philippinarum (Manila clam) is the source of this 1632-nucleotide messenger RNA. RefSeq lists its product as uncharacterized. The record is from RefSeq and is a predicted model, not a curated record. The transcript is spliced from 3 exons. The coding region runs from base 1 to 1632 and encodes 543 amino acids. Lineage: Eukaryota; Metazoa; Mollusca; Bivalvia; Venerida; Veneridae.
AUGCUGACCAACAUUCCUUGCGGGAAACGUAAAAAUACGACGUUGCGUAAAGGACUUAAAUUUACUCCCACCCCUAAUGAAAACAAAAUAGAACUAAAUACAGACAUCAAAGAAUUUUGUAGAAAAUUGAGAUUAAGUGAACGUUUUCAUGAUGACAAUCAAGAAAAUAACGAUGAAUUACCUCUAGUUAGAAAUAAGACUGGAUGGAACCCUCCCAAAAGUAAUGACACAGCAUUGGAAGACGCUAUUCAAUUUUUAAAAGAAUAUCCAUUAGAAAAUAACUGCCCCGUGAAACAUAAUUUAUCCCGUAAUGACCGCGAAGCACUUAAAACUUUAAAAGAUAAAAAUACAUUGAUAAUUAAAGAGGCUGAUAAAGGAGGUGCUGUUGUUUGCAUGAAUAAUACUUUUUACAAAGAGAAGAUUUUAUCUAUAUUAAAUGAUCCUAUUUAUUACGAAGAAACAGAUGAAGGAGCAGAUUUAAGAACUAAACAUGUUUUGCAUGACAUUAUUAGAAAAUACGGUGAUGGCCUUAUGAAAGAAGAGUCUGACUAUCUAACAAAUUUUGAACACACAACAAGUUAUUUCUAUGGUUUACCAAAAAUUCACAAAAGUAAAACAAUUGCUGAUUCAUUGAACGAACAACAGUCAGAAUAUCUGAAAGUUUGUGAUCCUAACGAUUUACCUUUUAGACCUAUAUGUGGAGGACCUAAUAGCAUAACACAAAGACUCAGCCGACUAUUAGAUAUAAUUCUUAAACCUCUAUGUAAAUGUGUCCCUAGUUUUAUUAGAGAUGAUUUAGACUUUCUGAAAUAUUUACCAGAACACAUAGAAGAUCAUGAAUCUAAACUAGUCACUUUCGAUGUAAUAAACUUGUAUUCCAAUAUUCCCCACGAUCUUGGAUUGAAAGCUGUGAUAUUCUGGAUGGAAAAAAUGCCAGAAAAGAUAGACAAACGAUUUCAACAUAAUUUCAUAAUAAAAUCGCUAAAACUUAUUUUAUACAACAACGUAUUCUACUUCGACGGAAAAUACUAUAUUCAGAAAAAAGGCGCAGCUAUGGGUACCAUUAUCGCUCCAACUUACGCUACCUUAGUCCUCGGAUACUUAGAAGAAACUCUUUAUGAAAGGAUGAAAACUAAAUACAACAAUGAAUUUUCAAUCUAUUUAAGACUUAACUGGAAGAGAUUUCUUGACGAUUGCUUUUUAAUUCUACCAAAAGAAAUUGACACGUCUGAUUUUUUAAACGAACUUAAUAACUUGCAUCAAAGUAUACAAUUCACAUAUAAUGAAAGUGAAAGUGCGAUGGCUUUUUUGGAUAUUCUUGUUUUGAAGUCAGGAAAUAACAUUUGUACAGAUUUAUACUGUAAACCUACAGAUACACACAACUAUUUAGAUUUUAGAUCAUGUCAUCCUAAGCAUACUAAAGUUAACAUACCAUUCAAUUUAGCUUCAAGAAUUAUUACUAUCGUGAAAAAUAAAGACUUACAAGAAAAGCGUCUAACAGAAUUGAAAUUACAGUUAAAACAACAGAAUUAUCCAGAUGUACUGAUACAACAUGGAAUAGAGCAGGCUAUAUCUAAGGGACCCAUCAAGACCACUGAUCGUAAAGACACUCGUGCAAGAGUGACAAAAUAA